AUGGUUGAGUGUGCCUGUGCUUUCCGUUACAAUGGGCUCUCCUUUGUCUACCUCAUCUACCUCCUGCUCAUUCCUCUGUUUUCAGAACCCACAAAAACAACGAUGCAAGGGCAUACGGGACGAUUAUUAAAAUCUCUGUGUUUCACCAGUCUAUCAUUUCUGCUGCUGCACAUCAUCUUUCAGAUUACAAUAAACAGUCUUGAAGCUGGAAAAACUAUUGAACCUGGUUUUAACUGUUCAACAUGGGAGAAAACAUUACGGCAGAUUGGUUUUGAAAGUGUGAAAGGAGCAGAUGCUGGCAACGUGAUCAGACUGUUUGUACCAGAUAUUGGGAUGUUCAUUGCUAGUCUGACAAUAUGGCUCAUCUGCCGCAACAUGUUUCAGAAGCCAGUAACCGAGGAUGCAGCACAGUGCAACAUGCAAUUUGAAAAUGAGGAAAUGGCUGUAAGAGAAAAGUUAGAGCCAGAUGAUGCUUUGAUGUAUGAAGAAGAUCUGGAUGAUGAAGACUGUGGUGAAGCAGAAUUUGAGGAAACCAUGAAAUUAAAACUGCUGCGUAGAAUUGCCUCCCUAGCAUCCAGACUGAGGGAGUUCAUUGGACACAUGAUAAUCACCACUGGAAAAGUUGUUGUUACAAUUUUACUUGGUUCCACAGGUAUGAUGGUGCCAUCUUUGACAUCAGCUGUGUAUUUCUUUGUAUUUCUGGGCCUGUGCACAUGGUGGUCCUGUUGCCAAGCAUUUGAUCCGCUGAUAUUCAGCUGUCUCUGUGUGUUAAUGGCUAUAUUCAGUGCGGGACACUUAAUUGGACUUUACCUGUACCAGCUACAGUUCUUUCAGGAGGUUGUUCCACCAAAAGAUUUCUAUGCCAGGUUGUUUGGUGUGACUUCUCUUACUCAGACAAACUGCUCAAGCACUUGGAUGAUCAUCAAAAAUCAAGAGUUACAUUGGUAUCACCAUGCUAAUCCAAUCUUACUGCUAGUGAUGUACUACACCCUCGCAACUCUUAUCCGUCUUUGGCUACAAGAGCCCAUUCAGAUGCCCGACGAAGAGAAAUCUGUUAGCAGGGAAGAUGACAAAGAAAUAGCCUGCAGCCCAAUUCCAAUGACAGCGGAGAGAAGACGCAGUCUGUGGUAUGCAAGCCACUAUACAACUGAUGAGAGAAAACUUCUGUCAAUGACCCAAGAUGAAUACAAGCCAUCGGAUGUGCUGCUGGUAACAGUGAACGGGAACCCUGCUGACUAUCACACCAUCCACCCCACAAUGCCGUUAGAAAAUGGUCCGGCCAAAGCAGACAUGUACUCAACACCACAGUACAAAUGGGAGCCUUCGGAUGACAUGUCAGAAAAGGAAGAGGAGGAGGAGGAGGAAGGGGAAGAGGAAGUUGUUCAGGAGGAAAAAGAAAAUGUUAAAUUACAUGCCCUGGUCUCCGUGUUCCAAUUUAUCAUGAAACAAAGUUACAUUUGUGCUCUGAUAGCUAUGAUGGCAUGGAGUAUCACGUAUCACAGCUGGUUGACUUUUGUGUUACUGAUCUGGUCUUGCACAUUGUGGAUGAUUCGAGACCGAAGGAAAUAUGCCAUGAUCAGUUCACCAUUCAUGGUUUUCUAUGGAAAUUUGCUGCUAACAUUGCAGUAUAUAUGGAGUAUUGAGCUCAAGAAUGAUGAGCUUCCUCAAGUAUCCGGUUUUUUAGAAAGAAAGGAUCCCGGGGAGUUGGCAUCAAAGAUUCUUUUCACAAUUACUUUCUGGCUACUGCUUAGGCAACACCUCACUGAACAGAAAGCACUUCGACUAAAAGAAGCUACUUUAUCUGAGGUCAAAGUUGGAAGUGAAGAAAAUGAAGAAAAAGAAGAGGAGUUGCAAGAGGGAGAAGUGGCAGAAGAACAGGAAGAGGAGAAGGAGGAGGUGGAGGAGGAGGAAGAGGAUGAUGAGGAUGAACAGGAUAUUAUGAAAGUCCUGGGGAAGCUGGUGAUGGCUAUGUUCAUCAAGUACUGGAUUUACGUCUGUGGGGGCAUGUUCUUCUUUGUCAGCUUUGAGGGUAGAAUUGUCAUGUACAAAAUCAUCUAUAUGGUACUGUUCCUCUUCUGUGUGGCCCUCUAUCAGGUACACUAUGAAUGGUGGAGAAGGAUUUUGAAAUACUUUUGGAUGUCAGUGGUUGUUUACACGAUGUUGGUACUUAUCUUCAUCUACACAUACCAGUUUGAAUCAUUCCCUGGGUUGUGGAAGAACAUGACGGGCCUGGAUGAAAACAAACUAGCGGACCUUGGCUUAAAAAAGUUUUCUGUGGCUGAGCUAUUCACACGCAUCUUUAUCCCUACCUCCUUCCUACUGGCGUGUAUCUUACACCUUCACUAUUUCCAUGACCGAUUUCUCCAGCUCACUGAUUUAAAAGCUGUAACCAGCAAACAGGACAACACUAUCUACAGACUGGUACACCAAGAUGGAAGCCUGCCGGACAUAACUAUGAUGAAUUUAACAGCCAGCAGAGAAAAGGAAGAGGAUAAAAUGCUGGAAGAGGCUGGUGAGAAAAGAAUGGAAGAGCCAGAGGGGGAGGGAGGGAAAGGGAGGGUCAAAAAAGGAAAAGAAGAAGAAAAGGAAGAUGAAGACAAAGAGGAUGACGAUGAUGAAGACAAUGAAUCAGAGGAAGAAGAAACUACAGACUUAAGGAACAAGUGGCAUCUGGUGAUCGACCGCCUUACAGUGCUGUUUUUGAAAUUCCUGGAGUAUUUUCAUAAGAUGCAAGUCUUUGUGUGGUGGCUGUUGGAGCUGCACAUCAUCAAAAUCGUUUCCUCUUACAUCAUCUGGGUCACAGUGAAAGAGGUGUCUCUGUUUAACUUUGUGUUUUUAAUUGCCUGGGCUCUUGCUUUGCCAUAUGCUCAGUUUCGCCCAUUGGCAUCAAGUAUCUGCACUGUUUGGACAUGUGUGAUUAUUGUCUGCAAAAUGUUGUACCAGCUCACAUCUAUUGAUCCCAGCACUUUUUCCAGUAACUGUACAUUGCCAGGAGAGAAUGAAACUAAGGUCAAUUUAGAAGAACUCAAAACCUCAGUCCUCUACAGUGGGCCAGUUGAUCCUGCAGAGUGGGUUGGAUUGAGGAAGUCUUAUCCCCUGCUUGUAUACUUAAGGAAUAACCUACUGAUGCUGGCUAUUCUGGCUUUUGAAGUUACAAUCUACCGUCAUCAAGAGUACUACAGAUGUCGAAAUAACCUUACUGCACCUGUGACUAAAACCAUUUUCCAUGAUAUUACAAGAGCGCAUCUGGAUGAUGGACUGGUAAACUGUGUCAAGUAUUUCAUAAACUAUUUCUUCUACAAGUUUGGCUUGGAGACCUGUUUUCUUCUAUCAGUGAAUGUUAUUGGUCAACGAAUGGAUUUUUAUGCCAUGAUUCAUGCCUUCUGGCUGAUUGCUGUAUUGUAUCGACGUAGAAGAAAAGCUAUUGCAGAGAUCUGGCCAAAAUACUGCUGUUUUCUGGCAUGCAUCAUUAUGUUCCAGUACUUCCUUUGCAUUGGCAUCCCACCUGCUCCUUGUAAAGACUAUCCAUGGAGAAGUGGUAAUGCCAACUUCAACUCCAACAUCAUAAAGUGGUUAUACUUUCCAGACUUCAUUGUGAGACCAAACCCUGUCUUCCUUGUCUAUGAUUUCAUGUUGCUGCUGUGUGCAUCCUUACAAAGGCAGACGUUUGAGGAUGAAAAUAAAGCUGCAGUACGAAUCAUGGCUGGAGACAAUGUGGAAAUCUGCAUGAAUCUUGAUGCAGCAUCUUUUAGUCAGCAUAAUCCUGUUCCUGACUUCAUUCACUGCCGGUCCUACUUAGACAUGUAUAAGGUGAUAAUAUUUAGUUACCUCUUCUGGUUUGUGCUUACUAUAAUCUUCAUAACGGGAACCACAAGAAUCAGCAUAUUCUGCAUGGGCUACUUGGUAGCCUGCUUUUAUUUCCUUCUCUUUGGUGGAGAUCUGUUGCUGAAGCCCAUCAGGAGCAUUCUGCGUUACUGGGACUGGCUGAUUGCCUACAAUGUCUUUGUGAUCACAAUGAAGAACAUCCUCUCAAUAGGAGCAUGUGGCUACAUUGAAUCAUUAAUUAAGAAUAGUUGCUGGUUGAUUCAGGCAUUUAGCCUGGCUUGUACAGUUAAAGGCUACCGUAUUCCAACCAACAAUCUAGACUGUAAACUGCCCAGUGGAGAAGCAGGAAUCAUCUGGGACAGUAUAUGUUUUGCUUUCUUGCUGCUGCAAAGAAGAGUCUUCAUGAGCUAUUACUUCUUGCAUGUGGUUGCAGACAUAAAAGCUUCUCAGAUCCUAGCAUCAAGGGGUGCUGAGCUUUUCCAGGCUACAAUUGUCAAGGCAGUAAAGGCAAGAAUUGAAGAGGAAAAAAAAUCAAUGGAUCAACUGAAAAGACAAAUGGAUCGCAUCAAAGCCAGGCAGCAAAAAUAUAAAAAGGGUAAAGAGAGGAUGCUAAGCAUGACCCAGGAGUCCUCGGAGGGGCCGGAGAUUCAGAAGGUUUCUGAAGAAGAUGAUGAAGGAGAAGCAGACAAAGAGAAAGCCAAGGGCAAAAAAAAGCUGUGGUGGCGGCCUUGGGUUGAUCAUGCUUCCAUGGUCAGAAGUGGAAAUUAUUAUUUGUUUGAGACGGAUAGUGAAGAAGAAGAGGAAGAGGAGAAAAAAGAAGAGGAAGAGCCUCGAAAAAAAUCUGCAUUUCAGUUUGUUUAUCAGGCCUGGAUUACUGACCCUAAAACAGCACUACGACAGAGGCGCAAAGAGAAGAAAAGCUUUGGCAAAGAGGAGAGGCGCAGGCGAAAAGGAUCUGGGGAUGGUGGCACUGAUGCGGACUGUGAAGACAGUGAAGAGGAACCUGUCAAGAAGAAAUCUGAUGGACCAGAUAACAUCAUCAAGAGGAUAUUUAAUAUCUUGAAGUUCACUUGGGUGCUUUUCCUGGCAACCCUAGACAGUUUUACAGCUUGGCUUAAUUCCAUCUCAAGAGAACACAUCGAUAUCUCCACUGUGCUAAGAAUUGAGCGCUGUAUGCUGACCAGGGAGAUUAAAAAGGGAAACGUUCCAACACGGGAGAGCAUCCAUAUGUAUUACCAGAACCACAUGAUGAAACUUUCUAAGGAGUCAGGACUGGACUCAAUUGAAAAAAAUGCUGGUCAAGCUUCUGGUUUGCAAGCAUCUGAAAGAAUGGAUAGUUUAGAUUCAGCAGCUUCUCGUGACAGUAUGUCCAGCUGCUACACUGAAGCAACCAUGUUGUUCUCAAGGCAGUCAACCCUUGAUGAUUUAGAUGGACCAGACACUGUUCCUAAAACAAGUGAGCGCGCUCGACCUAGGCUUCGUAAAAUGCAGAGCAUGGAUAUGUCCUCCUCAUCAGCUGACAGUGGCAGUAUAGUGUCAAGUGAACCUACGCAGGUCACCAUGCUCUAUUCUCGUCAGGGGACAACAGAAACCAUUGAGGAGGUAGAAGGGGAGCAUGAAGAGGAAGGAGCUCGUUCUUCAUCAAGGCAGGAGGAAGAGGAGGUAGAAGAUUAUAGCCUGGAUUCAGAAGGAGCUGCGUAUACUCCUGAUACUGAUGUGCCAUUGUACUCCACUGUGGACAGCAAUGCAGAAGCUCCACCUUCCUAUAGCAAAGCUGUCAGCUUUGAACACCUUCCCUUUGGCUCCCCAGAUGACUCAGCUGAUAAGAGCCUCAUGAUGGUGAGCCCAGAUGACAGUCGGACGGACAAACUUAAUGAUACCAUUCUCCCUCCAUUGACGCAUGAACUAACGGCUAGUGAGCUGCUUCUGAACAAGAUGUUUCAUGACGAUGAGCUGGAGGAGUCAGAGAAGUUCUAUGUUGGUCAACCUCGAGUCUUGCUUCUUAUUUAUGCCCUGUACAAUACGCUGGUGGCCCGGUCAGAAAUGGUGUGCUAUUUUGUGAUCAUCCUUAACCACAUGGUCUCUGCCUCCAUGAUAACCUUGGUGCUUCCCAUCCUUAUAUUCCUUUGGGCUAUGCUGUCUGUUCCUCGGCCAAGCAAACGUUUCUGGAUGACUGCCAUUGUCUACACUGAGGUGGCUAUUGUCAUCAAGUACUUCUUCCAGUUUGGCUUCUUUCCUUGGAAUAAAUAUGUGGAUUACACAAAAGACAAACCUUACCAUCCACCCAAUAUUAUUGGCAUUGAGAAGAAAGAGGGUUAUGUGCACUAUGAUCUCGUUCAGCUGCUUGCUUUAUUCUUCCACAGAUCCAUUUUAAAGUGCCAUGGAUUAUGGGAUGAAGACGAGAAAGGGGACAGCUCCAGUAAUAAAGAGGAUACUGAUGAUGAGCUCUCUCUGACAGGAGGCAGGAGAGACUCUUCUGCCUCUUUGAAAUCUGUCAAUCUUGCGGCAUCGGUGGAGUCCAUCCAUGUCCACUUCCCCGAGCAGCAGACCGCCAUCAGGAGGAAGAGCUCUAGCAGUGUGUCACAGCUUUCACACAGGUCCAGCUUCUCCUCACACAGAUCUAAGAGAGGAAGUACCAGUACACGAAACAGCAGUCAGAAAGGAAGCAGUGUGUUGAGCAUCAAGCAAAAAUCUAGGAAAGAGCUUCUUAUGGAGAAGUUUCGAGAACAAAUGAUCAAAGCCAAGGCCUUUACAAUUAAAAAGACUCUCCAGGUAUAUGUGCCCAUCAGACAGUUUUUCUACAAUCUCAUUCAUCCAGACUACAGUGCAGUGACCGAUGUAUAUGUGCUGAUGUUCCUCGCAGAUACAGUGGACUUCAUCAUCAUUGUAUUUGGAUUUUGGGCUUUUGGGAAACAUUCUGCAGCAGCAGAUAUCACCUCUUCAUUAUCAGAGGACCAGGUCCCGGAGGCAUUUUUGGUGAUGGUGCUCAUUCAAUUUGGUACCAUGGUGGUAGAUCGAGCACUGUACCUCAAAAAGACUGUCAUGGGAAAGGUCAUCUUCCAGGUCAUCCUUGUUUUCGGAAUACAUUUCUGGAUGUUCUUUAUCUUGCCUGGAGUGACAGAAAGGAAAUUUAGCCAUAACACAGUUGCUCAGCUCUGGUAUUUCGUGAAAUGUGUUUAUUUUGGCUUAUCAGCAUAUCAGAUACGCUGUGGAUAUCCAACCCGUGUUCUUGGCAACUUCCUUACAAAAAGUUAUAACUAUGUCAACCUGUUCUUAUUUCAAGGAUUCCGCCUGGUUCCCUUUUUGACUGAGCUGAGAGCAGUAAUGGACUGGGUUUGGACUGACACCACUCUCAGUCUUUCCAGCUGGAUCUGUGUUGAAGAUAUCUAUGCUCAUAUAUUCAUCCUGAAGUGCUGGAGAGAGUCAGAAAAAAGAUAUCCCCAACCAAGAGGCCAGAAGAAAAAGAAAGUUGUGAAGUAUGGAAUGGGUGGCAUGAUUAUCGUCUUGCUGAUUUGUAUUGUCUGGUUCCCACUGCUCUUCAUGUCUUUAAUCAAAUCUGUUGCAGGCAUCACCAACAAGCCUCUAGAUGUAUCAAUCACAAUAACUCUAGGAGGUUAUCAGCCUAUUUUUACAAUGAGUGCUCAACAAAGUCAGCUCAAGGAUUUGAAUCAGACUGGUUUCGAUACGUUUCUGGGAAGCUAUAGGGGUAACACUGGUGCUUUGCAGUUUCUAGAGGGCUAUGGAAAAGAAGAUAUAACUCUAGCAGAUCUAGAGGGAAAUUCAAACUCUUUAUGGACCAUCAGCCCUCCCAGUAGAGAGAAAAUGAUCCAGGGACUGCUGGAUUUUUCAGCUGAGUUCACUGUAGUUCUUUCAUGGAGCAUUCAAAGAAAUCUCACCCUUGGUGCCAAAGCCGAAAUAGCAUCAGAUAAACUUACUUUUGUUCUGCCAGAGAACACCAGAAGAGAUAUUGCCACAAUGAUGUCUGGACAGCAACUGGAAAAGGUAACAUUAGAGACAGUGUACCCGUACUACAUCAAGGCUCCUAGUGAUUCUCUGGCAAAACCCAUAAAGCAGCUAUUGACAGACUGCAGAUGGGAAAACAUUACAGUUUCCCUGGUCAAAAAUGUGUCCGAUGAGGGAGUUCGUGAGUGGUGGGUUUUGAAUCAGCUUGGAAAAAGAUACAAAACGUCUGAAGAGAGUCUUGAACUCUUCAUAUUCAGUGAUAAAGUCAGUCCACCAAGCCUUGGAUUCUUAGCUGGUUACGGCAUCAUGGGACUAUAUGCCUCGGUUGUCCUGGUGAUAGGGAAGUUCGUCCGUGAAUUUUUCAGUGGGAUCUCUCACUCCAUCAUGUUUGAGGAGCUACCCAAUGUAGACCGAAUCUUGAAGUUGUGUACCGACAUUUUCUUAGUGCGAGAGACUGGAGAACUGGAACUAGAGGAAGACCUGUAUGCCAAACUAAUAUUCCUAUAUCGCUCACCAGAGACUAUGAUCAAGUGGACUAGGGAAAAAACUAAUUGAUCUCUUUGGUGUCACACUGCAAAUCGAGUUGAUUUCAUCUGAAUUUUAAAGGAAAAAAAAAAAAGCACAAUAUUCUCUUAAGAGCUAAGCCUUUUAUAGUUAGGUAGCAAUGAUUUUUCACUGAAGGAGUCCUGGAAGCUACGGCCUUAGGAAUCCAUGCUGCCUUUCAAAUUAAGGAUCAACAGUGAAUAAGGUUGGAUGAUUUGUUGUUUUUAAUGUGCCACUCCUCUACAAUCUGGGGACUGCUUUGUAAUUUAAUCAACAAAAAGUUUGCAUCUUUGUCUGGCUAAUUUAAUUUUCCAGACCAUCAUUACAACUUCAAGAGAAAAGAAAGGAGUGAACCCACAGAUGACUCCAGUGUACCUUCUUAACCCUUUCUGGAGCCAUUCAGAUUGGAUUGUGCAAUAUGCUGUUGUACAUCACUGACUUUCAAACUACAGUAAUGGGACGCUGACUAGCCUUCAGGACACCCAAGACCCAGGGCCGCAGUGGGAACUGAAGACAUUCUAGCCCUACCCAUUUGUAGAAAAGCAGAGGUUUUGAUGUACAAAGGACACUGUGGACAAGCCUCUGUUAGCAAAAAGCAAACAAGUAACAAUCUCUUUAAAUGCCUUAUUUUAUUUGUACAGUCACAGAAAACAUUUCCACCAAACAUCAGUGACUUUUCUCAGGAAAAAAAAAAAGCAACUGAAACUUCAAACUUCGUCAAGGUUAACUAAUGGCUAGAAUAAUUAUGGUGAAUUAUUGGGGUGUUCUGCUGGGCC
Opisthocomus hoazin is the source of this 9107-nucleotide messenger RNA. NCBI's taxonomy places the organism in Eukaryota, Metazoa, Chordata, Aves, Opisthocomiformes, Opisthocomidae. The record is from RefSeq and is a predicted model, not a curated record.